Molecule: messenger RNA, 5682 nt
Organism: Labeo rohita (rohu)
Lineage: Eukaryota; Metazoa; Chordata; Actinopteri; Cypriniformes; Cyprinidae
Gene: meox2b
Product: mesenchyme homeobox 2b
Exons: 3
Coding region: 492-1373 (293 amino acids)
Biological process (GO): positive regulation of transcription by RNA polymerase II
Cellular component (GO): nucleus
Molecular function (GO): RNA polymerase II cis-regulatory region sequence-specific DNA binding; DNA-binding transcription factor activity, RNA polymerase II-specific
Source: RefSeq, a predicted model, not a curated record
ACUUAGUUGGCUGGCCUCAGAUUUAUUGUACCUUGCCGUUCUGGAGGAAGAUCGUAUGCAUGUGGUCAGUAGCGAGGAGCCUGCGACCCAACCUCCCUCUCAUGUUACGCCCUAUAUAUAACAUCCAUUCCUCCAGCACCUCCGUUCAACCCCCCCUCCCUCGUUCCCUCGCUCCAGCUCCACUUCUCCAGAAGCGCUGUAUCCAGUCGGGCCCAGACGGCUCUGUCUUUCCCUCUCCCUCUCUUUCUCUCUCUCUCUCUCUAGUCUGUCACCCGAGCUUCCUCUUGCAGGCUGUGUGUGUUUACCCUCUUUUUCGGCCUGGCAACGGGGCUGCAUGCUCAGGAUUACCGGAGGCCUUGCCUUUCAUCGCCGCCCGCUCCCUCUUCCUCUCGCCUGGACUACGGUGGCAACGGGUGCGAGGCUGUGUGAUUUCGGGGCUUCCCUGGUUUCCUGCUCUCGGAGUUAAGUGGAUUUGUAGAUACUAAAGAGACAUGGAUCACUCUCUGUUCGGAUGCCUUCGGAGCCCGCACGCCCCGUCCCAAGCCCUGCACCCGGCGUUCACCCAGUCCUCCCUGGCCCUGCACGGCCGCUCCGACCACGUCUCCUACCCCGACCUCCCGGGACCCUCACCACCCUGCAGCUACGUGGGGGAGGAGGGUGGCUUCGGAGGACCUCAUCACAGAGUUCACCCCGCUCCACAGCAUCCACACCACUCGCAGCAUCAGCCCUCCUGGCAUGUGCCGCAGAUGUCGUCGAUCGACGGCGAGCGCCACGGCCUUUGCCUGCCGCACCCCGACGCCGCGGCUCCAGAACUGUGCGGCGCAGGAGCGGGUUCGCAGGGCCUGUGCGCAGGUAACCCAACACUCUCUGGAAGUGACCCUUCUGGGGUGUCGUGUGUGUCUGGAGAAUACGGGAGACAGACCAUGUCACCUGUUGAGCCGGAGCGACGGAAUAGCAAAGGAAAGAGUGACAGUUCAGAUUCCCAGGAUGGGAGCUAUAAGUCAGACGUGAGCAGUAAACCUAGGAAGGAGCGCACAGCGUUCACCAAGGAACAGAUUCGAGAACUGGAAUCAGAAUUCGCUCACCACAACUAUCUGACACGGCUUAGACGUUACGAAAUCGCUGUCAACCUUGACCUCACGGAGAGACAAGUGAAGGUGUGGUUCCAGAACAGACGGAUGAAGUGGAAGCGGGUGAAGGGAGGUCAGCAGGGAGCCGCUGCGCGGGAGAAAGAACUGGUGAACGUAAAGAAAGGAACUCUCUUGCCUUCCGAGUUCUCCCCAAUGGUCGGACUGCACCAUCCCAUCGGUUCGCCCAGCAAUGAGGACGACAGUCACGACAGCGACCAGAGCUCUGAGCACGCGCAUUUAUGAUGCCAAUUAGAACCUGCCAGUUUCCUCAGGAAUCGCCUAUGUUGGUACUCCGAAGGCUGUUAACAACUAGCACCGGGCCGUGUUGCGUUAUUUCAUUCUGAGUGGUUAGGGUUUAUUCUUGGUCUGUGAAACAGAUGCUCACAGGGUUGAAAACCAGAGUUCGAUGGCACCCGGUGGCACAGAGAAUAGUCUAAAUAAUAGUCAAAGGUGGCCACAGUUUUGAAGAGACUAUGCAUUUCAUCCAUUAUUGUAAAUAAAUGUAAGUUUGGUUGUUGUAAACAUUCCACACGAGUGCCUUUAAGAGGAUUUUUGCACUGUUUUGAUUUUUGCCCUAACUGUUUGCUACUGUAUUUACAUACAAAUUUUGAUACAAAUAUCAUUAAUUAAAAAACACAAUCUGUGACAGCACAGAAUAAGUAUUAUUAGUUUGUAAAGAAACAAAGGAUGCCAUUAAUUGCAGCCUAUUUUUAGAUUCAUUGAAUUAGAAUGAAGCAAUAGGGUUUUGUUGUUGUUGUUGUUUGUUUUUCACAAUAUGGGUAUUUUGGAUUGAAACGGAUAGAAAAUGGCUUAUCGAUAAACUCUUAAUUUAGAAGGAUAACAAUAAAAAUGGAACUAUUAUAGAUAUUUUUUCACUUGCCUUGCCUAAGGCUUGUGUACUUCAGGACUGCAAAUACUAAUGUUUCAUGAUCACUGAAGGAAUCAUUGAAAAACAUUACACUACACUUCAAAAAAUUGGGUUUGGUAAGAUUUUUGUAGAUGUUUUUGAAAGAUAUCUUUGUACACUACCAGUCCAAAGUUUUUGAACAGUAAGAUUUUAAACGUUUUUAAAGUCUCUUCUGCUCACUAAACCUGAAAAUUCUAAAAUAUUCAUAUUAUUUAAAAUAACAUUUUUCUAUUUGAAUAUAUUUUAAAAUGUAAUUUAUUCCUGUGAUUUCAAAGCUGAAUUUUCAGCAUCAUUACUCCAGACUUCAGAGUCACAUGAUCCUUCAGAAAGCGUUCGAAUAUGCUGAUUUGCUGUUCAAGAAACAUUUUUAUUAUUAUUAUUAGCAAUAUUUAAAACAUCUAAAUACAGGAAUCAAUACUUUUUUCUGAAAGAAACUGCACAAAUCAAUACUUUUUUUUAUUUAGCAAGGAUGCUUUAAAUUGAUCAAAAGUGAUGAUAAAGUCAUUUAUAAUGUUACAAACGAUUUCUAUUUCAGAUAAAUGCUGUUCUUCUGAACUUUCUAUUUAUCAAAGAAACCUGAACAAAAUUCUACUCAGCUGUUUUCAACAUAAUAAUAAUAAUAAAUGUUUUUUGAGCAGCAAAUCAGAAUAUUAUAAUGAUUUUUGAAGGAUCAUGUGACUGAAGUAAUGAUGCUAAAAAUUCAGCUUUACCAUCACAAGAAUAAAUUACAUUUUAAUUACAUUUUUAUUAUUUAAUAUAUUAAAAUAGAAAACAGUUAUUUUAAAUAUAGUAAAAAUAUUUUACAUUUUACUGUUUUGCAGUACUUUGGAUCAAAUAAAUGCAGGGUUGGUGAGCAGAAGAGACUUUAAAAAAAAAAAAAAACAUAAAAAAUCUUACCGUUCAAAAACUUUUGACUGGUAGUGUAUGCUCACCAAAGCUGCAUUUCUUUCAAAAAUAUAGCAGACAUUUAGAAAUAUUUUUGCAGUUUAAAAUAACUGUUUUCUAUUUUAUUAUAUUUUAAAAUGUAAUUUAUUCCUGUGACAGCAUAACUUUUUUUUUACUAUCUUUGUUACAGUCUUUACUGUCACUUUUGCAAUCAGUUUAAUGAAUUAUUACUAAAUAAAAGUAUGCAUUUAUUUAAAAAAAACAAAUCUUACUGACCCCAAAUUUUUGUAUUGGUGUUCAUAUUUAUAAAUGCAACACUAUGACGUUUUCUUUUCCUAUUCAAGUUUACAAUAUAGUUUAUAUCUUUUAUUUACAUUGUAAAUAAACAUGACAAACUUGCUCAAUAAAUUUCGCCAAAAAACAACUAAUUUGAAACAAAACUUUUUUAAUGGAACUCUUACCAAAAGUUGAAGAGGAUUAUGUGAUGUAAAUGUUAUGGAAAGCCAUGUUGAAGAACUAAUAUUGUGGUUUGGCGUUUGCGUGAAGACCACGUGAGCGAGCAUUUUAAUUUCUGGACUGGCACUUCAUGGCGUCGGCCAAGUUCUCGAACGUCUUUGCUCAUAUACGAGAGCAGCUGGUGAUUCGAUAGCUGCAGAAGUUUGGACCGGUUUGAUUUGUGGCUUUGCCGUUCCCUCGACACAUAGGCAAAACCCAGGCUAAGUGGAUUUGUUUUCAGUUGUGGUCAAAGCCAGCCAUGCAUUUUCCCUCUGUGGAAGACGUUUUUGAUUAGCCGUCCGAUUUAGAUGUUUGUGUAUGAUAUACUGUGAUCAAAGUGAGACGCGGAACGAUCCCCUUGGGGAAACAAUUCGUGGCUUUACGAAAUGAAUGGGAAAUAUAUUUAUGACCCCUCAAACCCUGCCAAGCACCCAGCUGCACUGAUCACAGCCGUGUCUAAACAACGCAUGAUGAAUAUGGCCCGUCAGAAGCGGCCCCAAACAGACAAAUCAAUAAAAACACGAGCAAAUAAACACAAAUCAAGACAAACAUGACUUAGGUAUGAAAAAUACACCACAGAUCACAAACAAAGCAGAGCACAGACACACACGCAGGUAAACAAGCAAGACUUUUUUAUGUUUGUCUGUCCAAACAAUAUGAAACUUUUGUACGCGAUUGUUGAUUUGCUGUUGGUAUGAUGUUUCUGUCUCUCCAACCACUGUGGAAAGGAAUAGGAUCUUAAAAGGAACGGUCCACCCCAAAAUAUUUACUCACCCUUAUGUUGUUCCAAAUCUGUAUGAUUUCUUUCCUCUGUGGGGGAAAAAGAAGAUAUUUUGAAGAAUGCUGAUAGGCAAACAGUUUCAGUGCUCAUUGUCUUCCAAAAAUAUAACAGAAGUCAAUGGGAACCAAAACUAUUUGGUUGGCAACAUUCUCCAGAAUAUCUUCUUUUGUGUUUUGGAACAACAUUACGGUUAGGUAACUGAUGACAGAAUUAUGCCUUAAUGGGACAGUUCACCCAAAAAGAUUUAUUCAUCCUCCUGUCCUUCCAAAGCUGUAAGACUUUCUUCUGUUAAACGUAAAUUAAAAUAAAACAAAAUUAUUUUAAUGUUCUGAAAAGACAUGAGGGUGAGUAAAUAAUAACAGUGUUUUCAUUUUUGGAUGAUCUAUAUAUAUAUAUUAUGAAAAAUAACGUGAUUAAAAUAUUUUAACGCACUGGCAGUUAACGCACUGGCCCCGACCCCAGACCUGUACGUCAUCUUAUUAUUACACAUUUCAUGUAGUUGACUGUUGACAAAUAUGAUGCAAGGCAAAAACUCCACAAAUGCAUUUAUGCCCUAAAAUUCAAGAUAUUGGUGCAAACAAAUGCCCCUAUAUGUGUUUGUAUCAUAUUUAUAUAUAUUAUAUAUAUGAACAGUUCAGAUGCAAAACCAGUUAAAAGUCAUCUCAGUCACAAAUGAGAUAAUGAUACUGAGUGAAUGCUCCUGACACAUAUUAUACGUCCAUCAAACACUUUUACUUCAAACUCGCUAAAUUUCAGCCUCCGCCCAAUCAGAAGUACCAGUACUUACAUAGAAACCUAUACAAAGUAGCCAGAAAGAAAUGCUCAUUUUAAAGAAAAACGUCAGAAAAACGUCUUUUGCAUCUGAACUCUUCAUAUAUAUCACAUAUUACAGGAUAUUACACAGGCAGCCUGAUUUUGUCAGGAUCUAUCACAAGCUUAAAUGUGAUUUUACACAACAGUUAAGUAAAUAAGAAGUUGUUAUUGUGUUAUAUUUUAAGCACAAUAUUACCUUUGAAGCCAUAGCAGAAUUGUUGCAGCCAGGUCUCCAAGCAACACAGCCGUUUUUAGUUUCUGAAUGAAUCCGCGUUUUGAACGAACCGUGUGAACCAAUGACUCAAAAGCCCGUUCAUAAAGAGAGCCGUUUACUUUAUUACUGAAUGAAUAAGUCGUUUGAACGAAUCGAAGACAUUUACCGCUACCUGCCUGCAGCCUAAAUGUUUAUUUGUAAUAAAUUCUAUUUUGAAUAAAAUAAAAUACGUUUUAUUAAACAAAUUAUUUCUUGCUGAAGCUACUUUUUGUAAUGUCUGUUUGAUGCUUCACACAACAAUGAUUUUAAAUCUUUUGGGAGUCAUUUGAUGUCUGAUUAAUUUGCCAUUAAUAAGAUUAAUUAAUCAAAACAUCAUGUAAUUAAUUAGAAUAAAAAUUUUAAUCGUUUGACAGCCCUAAUACAUAUAUAUAAAAUUACUCAUGCUGUUGUUGUUCCA